Molecule: messenger RNA, 3474 nt
Organism: Thamnophis elegans (Western terrestrial garter snake)
Lineage: Eukaryota; Metazoa; Chordata; Lepidosauria; Squamata; Natricidae
Gene: PDE6C
Product: phosphodiesterase 6C
Exons: 22
Coding region: 1-2580 (859 amino acids)
Biological process (GO): signal transduction; visual perception
Molecular function (GO): 3',5'-cyclic-nucleotide phosphodiesterase activity; protein binding
Source: RefSeq, a predicted model, not a curated record
AUGGGUGAGAUCAACAAGGAAGAUGUUGAAAAAUAUUUGGACAACAACCCGCAAUUUGCCAAGGAGUUUUACGAUAAAAGACUUCGCCCGGAAGCAUUAACGAACCUCUUCAGAGUCAACACCGAGAAUUUGAAGGAAGGAAUCUCCUUCCAGGAGAUGACCAAGGUAGAAGAAUGUGAGAUACUUUUGGAGUUGCUAUCCGAAAUCCAGGACGACGAAGCUGCCAUGGAAAAGAUCUCACAUAAAGUCCUGCAGAGGUUGGCACAGUUAAUAGCAGCCGACAGGUGUAGCAUGUUUAUCUGCCGUUCCCGUAAUGGGACCCCAGAGUUAGGGAGCAGGCUCUUCGAUGUCACCCCUACUUCCAGUUAUGAAGACAAUUUGGUGCACCCGGAUAAAGAGAUCGUUUUUCCUCUGGACAUCGGGAUAGUAGGCUGGACUGCUCAUACCAAGAAAUCAUUUAAUGUUCCAGAUGUAAAGAAGAAUAACCACUUCUCCGACUUUGUGGAUAAGCAAACUGGUUAUACGACCAACAAUAUGCUCACCAUUCCCAUUUUGCAAAACAAGGAAGUUCUCGCCGUUUUCAUGGCACUUAAUAAACAAAAUGCCUCUGAGUUCACUAAAGAGGACGAAGAUAUCUUUAAUAAAUACAUUCGGUUUCUUUCACUUGCUGUGAAACAUUGCCAUGUUACGUACCUGUAUAACAUUGAACUUAGAAAGAGCCAGAUACUUUUAUGGUCAGCCAACAAAGUAUUUGAAGAACUUACAGAUAUCGAACGACAGUUUCACAAAGCCAUGUACACUGUUCGACAACAUUUAAACUGCGAAAGAUAUUCCAUUGGUCUGCUAGAUAUGACCAAAGAGAAGGAAUUUUACGAUGAAUGGCCAAUUAAAUUGGGAGAAGUAGAACCUUACAAAGGACCAAAGACCCCUGAUGGUCGGGAAGUUAACUUCUACAAGAUUAUUGAUUAUAUUCUACAUGGAGAAGAACAAAUCCAAGUCAUUCCGUCACCUCCCGCAGAUCACUGGUGUCUUGUCACUGGCUUGCCAACUUACGUUGCUGUGAAUGGAAUGAUUUGCAAUAUGAUGAAUCCAGCAGCAGAUGAUUACUUCGCUUUUCAGAGAGAACCUUUGGAUGACUCAGGCUGGACCGUCAAAAAUGUCUUAUCUUUACCUAUCGUAAACAAAAAAGAAGAGAUUGUAGGCGUAGCUACCUUUUACAACAGGAAAGAUGGCAAACCCUUUGAUGAAUAUGAUGAACAGAUAACUGAAAUGCUUACACAGUUCCUCGGAUGGUCUGUUUUAAAUCCUGACACAUAUGAGAAAUUGAAUAAGAUGGAAAAUCGGAAAGAUAUUGCUCAGGAAAUGCUUAUGUAUCAGACAAAAGCGACACCUUCAGAGGUUAAAAGUAUACUGAAAUGCCAAGAAAAAUUGAAUCAAGAAAAUUUUGAAGACUGCGAUCAGAAAGAGCUUGUUAAAAUUCUGGCAGAAGAAUUGCCCGAGCCAGGCAGCGUUGAACUCUUCGAAUUUCGUUUCAGCGACUUCCCCGUUACAGAUCAUGAGUUAAUCAAGUGUGGCAUCCAGAUGUUCUUCCAGUUAAAAGCUGUAGAGAAGUUCAAAGUACCAGCAGAGGUACUCACGCGAUGGAUGUACACAAUCAGGAAAGGAUAUCGUGACAUCACUUACCACAACUGGCGGCAUGGAUUUAAUGUCGGACAGACCAUGUUCGCCCUUUUAAUGACUGGUAAGUUAAAGAAAUAUUACACUGACCUAGAAGCCUUUGCUAUGGUAUCUGCAGCAUUCUGCCAUGAUAUUGAUCACAGAGGAACCAACAACUUAUACCAAAUGAAGACAGCAGCUCCAUUGGCAAGACUCCAUGGCUCUUCCAUUUUAGAAAGGCACCAUCUAGAGUACAGUAAAACCCUGCUCCAAGAUGAGACUUUAAACAUCUUCCAAAAUCUAAAUAAACGCCAGCAUGAAAACGUUCUACAUAUAUUUGAAAUUUGCAUUAUAGCAACUGACCUGGCUCUGUAUUUCAAGAAAAGGACUAUGUUUCAAAAAAUUGUGGAUGCCACUGAAAAAAUGGAAGAUGAGAAUGAAGCAAUUAAAUACGUAACUAUGGACCCUACCAAAAAAGAAAUAAUCAUGGCUAUGAUGAUGACCGGUUGUGACCUUUCUGCCAUCACUAAACCUUGGGAGGUGCAAAGUAAGGUUGCUUUGAUGGUUGCGAGUGAAUUUUGGGAGCAAGGUGAUCUUGAACGAACUGUCUUACAGCAAAAUCCAAUUCCUUUGAUGGACAGAGCCAAGAGGGAUGAAUUACCUAAGCUUCAAUGCGGUUUCAUUGAUUUUGUAUGUACCUUUGUGUAUAAGGAAUUUUCAAGGUUCCAUAAAGAAAUUACCCCUAUGCUUGAUGGUCUUCUAAACAAUCGUACGGAAUGGAAAGCUUUAGGAGAUAUUUAUGACGAGAAGAUGAAAGCUCUCGAAGAAGAAAAGCAAAAACUCGAAGGAGAUGGCAAGAAAGUGGAAGAGGUUGGAACUGUCGAAUCGGCAGAUGGCAAAUCGAAAACAUGUGUGAUUUUAUAAUUAAAUGCAAGAAGUAUUUCUGCUACAAUCAAGAAAUCUAUCAACAUUUGCAGCGAGGUCGAGGAUUUCUGUCAAUAUAACGGAGCCUAAACUGUUCAGUCUUUAUUCAUCUACAAUGGAAGUGGGACAUUUUCACCAAAGGAAAGUGGAACAUUUUAAAGAAAUGGACAACCUGAGAUUGCUUUGUCAAAAGUGAUUGUGGAUUCAUUUCUUGGUUGCGGCUCUUCUCAAUUAACCGUCUUUAUUUAAUAUAUUAAACCCUGUGAACUUUCAGGAAACUAUAAUUUUACACAACUUUCAGUUAAUUUCAUGAUAAAAUUCUGUAUUGCACAACACAGAGCACUGUAAUUGUAGCAUUGUAAUUAUUAAUGCACAGAAGUUAAGUUUUAUAUUAUGUUUAGUUACUUCCCCUGGAAUUUUUCACGUUUACUAUUACCAAUAAAGUUCUAUAGGUCAUGUCGUUUUGAAAGCUUUCUAUUUUUAGCAUAGGCUUAUGGUUAGAAACAGGCUUACUUCAAAAAUAUAUCUAAAUCCAGCAAAAGGAUUCUAAUUUAGAGAGUGGCUCAACUUACGACCAUCAUUGGGACUGGAAUUAUGGUUGUAAGUCAUUGUAGUGGUAAGUCAAGGCAUCAUACGAUCAGACCCGAUGUCAACUCGCAAAGCAUCCUUGACCUUUUCUGGAGUUGCCAUAGGAAAUGGCAGGAUGGGAAACCGCUGAAACGCCACGACAGCAAAAGAUAGAUGCGCAUUAUCUCUCUCGAAACUAUAUCCCAGUUUACUGCGCCCGGAGGGGAGUGGCCUCUAAAACCCGUAAAAUUGCCCCGUUGGUGAAUGUGAUUGAUGACACACCCUGAGGGGAAGCGGGGGGGGGGGAACAGGGUCAUGAUUGGGGCC